Messenger RNA from Meloidogyne enterolobii, 2646 nucleotides. NCBI's taxonomy places the organism in Eukaryota, Metazoa, Nematoda, Chromadorea, Rhabditida, Meloidogynidae. The record is from the annotation of a GenBank genome assembly.
UUUGGACCAUUUCCUGAAAAGUUAUAGUACUAAAUUACUUUGUGCGACCCAUGAGUCAUUACUUUUGCACCCCACUAUCAGAUGGUGUUGAUACACUUGCCAGUGCCAAUUCAGAGGGUUCUAUAGCUAUUUGGGAUUUAAAUGAGCGUAUUUUAAUCGGUCAAUUAGCACAAGCACAUCAAUCUUCAAUUACUUGGCUAAAUUUCCUUUUGGGUCAAGCUUAUUUGUUGAGUGCUGGAGAAGACAAUAAACUUGUUAAAUGGGUUUUUCGAAAUGAAAAUUCUCUUCCAGAAGUACAAAAUUGUCUUCAAGGACAUUCUGGACCUGCAACAACUCUAAAAUUUUUUGAUGACGAUUUAAUUGUUUCUGCUAGCAAGGAUGGGCAUGUUCGACAAUUCGACUCUGUAAGAACUGCAUUAUGUAAAGAUUUUGGUCUUGCUAGAGAAGUUAGAAAAGGAGAUAUUGGAAAGGAUCGUUUCAUUGAUGUUACUUUGGAACCUAUCUUACAGAUGGAGUUAAGUUUUGGUAGAGAAGCUGUUUGGGAUAAUGCUGUUUGCAGACAUUCAAAUUCUCCACUUGUUUCAACAUGGAGUACAAGGCUAAAGAAGCGUGGACUUCACUUGCUCUAUCAUGAACGUUUUAGUACCGAUCCAAACUUAUUAAAUUCUUUUGCAUCAUCAAUUUGUAUAAGUAAUUGUGGAAAUUUUGUUUUAAUUGGUUAUUCUUCUGGACAUGUAGAUGUUUUUAAUAUGCAAAGUGGAAAAUAUAAAUUUUCUUUGGAAUCGAAAAAAUUUUUGGAAGAAGAAAAUUCAACAACAGCAACAAUAAAAAAUGAUUAUAGCAACAAAAAUACAAGAGCACACGAUUCUUUAGUUGCUGGAAUAGCUUUAGAUAUAUUAAAUCGUAAUGUUGUUACUGGCUCUGCAGAUGGAAAAAUUUAUUUUUGGAGAUUUGGGAAUCCUUCAAUUUUACGUUCUAUAAUGAAAGUUGCUUCUGGUGUUCAAUUAUUUCGUUUGGAUUUGUUAAAUUCUUUGUUAGCUGUUGGAUUGGCGAAUGGGGAAGUUGGGAUAGUUGAUAUUCUUUGCAGAAAGUUGGCUCGACGCUUUAGUCAUUCAUCAUGCACUGACUGGCCUGAAGGAAGUACAUUAACAGCUUUAGAAUUUUCAAGUGAUGGAAAGUGGCUUUUGUCUGCAGACAAUCAAGGCUUUGUUAAGGUUUGGGAUUUAUCUUCUGGUCUUUUAAUUGAUGUUGUUUACCACUCAAAUCCGUGUAUAGCUAUGGCUUUUAAUCCAAGAGGUAAUUUACUCGCUACAUGUCAUGAAGGUCAACGUGGAAUUUAUUUAUGGGCUAAUAAAUUGUUGUAUUCUUCAGCUACUAGAAUUUGUGUAGAAGAGCGUAAUAACAAGUUAUUAGAAGAAGAUAUUCCAGUAACUUCUCAAUCAUUACCUUCAAUACAACAAAAAGGAAAAUUUUUGGAUGAAGUUGUUGAAGAAGAAAGAGAAAUUUCAUCAAUAUAUUCAUCACAAGAAGAACGUGUAGUUAUGAUUGAUGAAGAGGAAGAUGAGGAUGAAGAAGUUGGGGAAGAAGGAACUAGUGGAGAUUGGGCAACGUGUUCGGGUGCUGGUGGAGGUGGUUCUAGUCAUGUACAUCAAUUAAAAUUUUUGUCUUUACUUGAACAUAGAAGGGCUAAACAAUUGGAUGCAAAAUUGUUUACUCUCUCAGGGCAACCUACAAGUAGCUGGGCCAGUUUGCCAAUUUAUGAAUUAAUUAAAGAAAGAAAUAAACCAAAAGAACCACCAAAGAAGGCAAAAGAAUUACCAUUCUUUUUGCCAACAAUUGAAACUGAAAAAGGUGUGGUAUUUAGUGAAGAAUUAUUUAAUAAAAAGGACGAAGAAGAGAAUGUAGAAAAACAAAAUGGAAAGAGGACAAUGUUAAUUGCAAAAAGACAAUUGGAAGAAUUUCAAACAGAAUGGGGAUCAAAAUUGUUGAGAGCAGGAAGCAACAAUGAUCUUCUCCAUGUAUUUGAUCAAUUAAAAACUCAAAGUUUAGCUUCAAUAGAUUUCCAAAUUCGAGCUUUAAACGGCGCAAAACUUGGACAAUUUGUUGCAAUGUUAAUUGCUGUUUUAGAAAUUAGAAGAGAUUUUGAUUUAAUUCAAAGUUAUAUGGCAGCAUUUUUAAAUAUUCAUAGAGAAAAUUUAUGGAAGGGAAGAAAGGGAGGAGGAAGAAGAAGAAAAAAGGAUGAAGAGGAAAAUUUAUCGGUGGAUGAAAAAUUGGAAAAAGAUGAAGAACAAAAUGUUUUAUUAAAGGUUUUUUUAAUUUUUUUGGGAGGGCGCCGAAAUACCAAACCUCCUAAAACUGCCAAAAUACUACUAAACUGGAUUUCUGUCUUCCGCUCCUUAUUUUUUUCCAUUUUCCAACGCUCUGUCUCCUGUUAUUUUAAAUUCGGGAGGGCCCACCCUUACUAUGUAGGUAUGUUCCAAUCACUGUGAAGGUGAAAACGGUUGCUCCAUCAAUAUGUAGGAAGUUAACAAAACGUUUUUUGGGGUAUUUUGGCAUGUCUUUUAGAGGUUUGGUAUUUUGGCAUUUCGUAUUUACGGCAUCAUACAAUUUUUUAAAAUUAAAAUUUUUUUUGAAGAAUUUACAAAG